Messenger RNA from Petromyzon marinus (sea lamprey), 5101 nucleotides. RefSeq names its product caseinolytic mitochondrial matrix peptidase chaperone subunit X (gene CLPX). Gene Ontology annotation, biological process: protein folding. Gene Ontology annotation, molecular function: ATP hydrolysis activity; ATP-dependent protein folding chaperone; zinc ion binding. The record is from RefSeq and is a predicted model, not a curated record. Gene Ontology annotation, cellular component: mitochondrial matrix. NCBI's taxonomy places the organism in Eukaryota, Metazoa, Chordata, Hyperoartia, Petromyzontiformes, Petromyzontidae.
CGCCUCGCUCAGGACGCUCGCACUGCUCGCACUGUACGUGUGGGAAUCGCGAUUCCACUCCAUCAGCUGGUCUCGCAUCCCAGAAUCGAUUUUUUUAAUUCCAUCAAAUUACAGUAUUUCACGUCUCGAGUGUUCCGACUGCUCAUUUCCCCCCCCCUCCCCCCACCUCUACAAUCCUCAAACGUAUGAACAUCCUAAGACGAGGCGGGUCUCACGCGCGAGCGAACGGAGUCGAUGCCCGCGCAAAUUCGUGACUUAACGGAAUCGAGGAGUCGAUAUCCGUGCACCGUGAGCGUCGCGUUCACGAGAGGCAGCGGCAGCAGCAGCAGCGAGAGCCGGCGGUGUGAGCCCGCCUCCCCGGGGGCCACCCGCAUUCUCACCGUCGCCACUACCGAUGCUGCCAUAGCCCUUACUACUACUACAACGGCUGUCACCGCUGCUGGUAGCUCCGCUGACUCCGCGUGGUGGCCGGUCGGGGCCCUGGCGCUGGGCCAGCGCCUCCAUUUUGAAGGCUGCGGGCUCACUUUUACGCAGAGGCUUGCUGCUUGAAAUCGAGUUUUAUUUGUGAUUAACUCCUUUAUUUAUUCACUCUGUUGGCCCGCUCGUCUUCGGCAAGCGACUGUCAACGUCGCCGAGCACGGCGUGAGCCUCGUGUGCGUCGUCCUUGUCGACCUGCUGUUUGCCCUGCGCGCGACCAUGGCGUGCGCUGGUUGCCGGUGGACGGGACGCGUGGUGGUGCGAGGGGCCCUGGCCCGCGGCGGGCAGGUUUUUGGUUCAACGCCACGAGUGCAUUCUGGCCGAACACCGAGUCCAGGGCAGAUCUUCGCGUUCCGUGCAUUUCCUGUCCGUGUGUUCUCGAUCUCCACGGUGUUGGAUAAACAAAAAGACACAGACGGCACAGGGAAGGAGCCCGGUGUGACUGAAGGGAGUAAGAAACCUGUAGGAGAUUCGAAUGGAGGGAAGAAGAGCGCAGGAGCCUCUGGAACGGGCGGAAGCAAUCAGCUGCGCUGCCCCAAGUGUGGCGAGUUGUGCACUCACGUGGAGACCUUCGUGUCGUCAAGUCGGUUUGUCAAGUGUGAGAAGUGUCAUCACUUUUUCGUGGUGCUCUCGGAGACGGACUCGCGCAAGAGCUUCAAGGAGCCCGAGUCGGCAGCAGAGGCAGCCAAGCUAGCCUUCCAGCAGAAGCCCCCGCCACCGCCCAAGAAGAUUUAUGACUUCCUGGACAAGUUUGUGGUUGGGCAGUCGUACGCCAAGAAGGUGCUGGCCGUGGCUGUGUACAACCACUAUAAGCGCAUCUACAACAACAUCCCCGCACCCGGUCGUCAAUCCAGCGAGGGUCUGGAGAGCAAGCAAGUUCCACUUUCCCCGCGAGAGCUAGAAGUGAGGAGAAGAGAGGAUGAGUACAGGUUUGCAAGAAGGCAUAGGAGCAGUAGGAAGGGCAGGCUAGGAUGGAGAGGGCAGCAACAGCAGCUCACAUUUCAGGAGCUGUUGCAGAUCUCUGGGAUCGGCCUUCACAGCAAUGCGCUGGGGGCGUCGGCGCAGCAGCAGGCGGCGGCGGCCGCGGCGGCGGCAGCAGCGGGGACCGGUCAGCAGCCGGGGGGGGGCCCGGCGGCUGCAGCAGCAGCGACGGCAGGAGACAAGGGGCCGGAGGGGGGCCCGGCUCCGCCGCGCGAGCGCCGCGCCAGCGACGUGCUGGACGCACCCAUGCACGACAUCCGCCUGGAGAAGAGCAACAUCGUGCUGCUGGGCCCCACCGGCUCCGGAAAGACCCUGUUGGCUCAGACGCUGGCUCGAUGCCUGGACGUUCCUUUCGCCAUCUGCGACUGCACCACAUUAACACAGGCGGGCUAUGUGGGAGAAGACAUCGAGUCUGUGAUCGCCAAGCUGCUGCAGGACGCCAACUACAGCGUGGAGAAGGCGCAGCAAGGCAUCGUGUUUUUGGACGAGGUGGACAAGAUCGGCAGUGUGCCAGGCAUCCACCAGCUCAGGGAUGUUGGUGGGGAGGGUGUGCAGCAGGGCUUGCUAAAGAUGCUGGAGGGGACGGUGGUGAACGUGCCCGAGAGGAAUUCUCGCAAGCUGCGUGGAGAAACUGUGCAGGUGGACACCACCAACAUCCUGUUUGUGGCCUCCGGAGCCUUCAAUGGCCUCGACCGCAUCAUUAGCCGCCGCAAAAAUGAGAAGUACCUGGGCUUCGGCACGGUGAGCGUGGGCGCUGGGCGGCGCGCGGCCGCCGACGCCGGGCGGGCUCACGGCAGCGCGAGCGGCGACGGCAGCGCCGUGCAGGAGCAGGAGGAGCGCGACCGGCUGCUGCGCAACGUGGAGGCGCGCGACCUCAUCGAGUUCGGCAUGAUCCCCGAGUUCGUGGGCCGCUUCCCUGUCGUGGUGCCGCUGCACUCGCUCGAUGAGGCCAUGCUGGUGCGCAUCCUCACGGAGCCGCGCAACGCGCUCAUCCCACAGUACCAGGCGCUCUUCAGCAUGGACAAGUGCGAACUCACCGUGUCGACGGACGCGCUGCAUGCGAUCGCUCGUAUGGCGCUCGACCGGAAAACCGGGGCACGAGGUCUGCGCUCCAUCAUGGAGACCCUGCUGCUUGAUCCUAUGUUUGAUGUGCCGUGCUCGGACAUCAUGGGAGUUCAGCUGGACCAGGAUGUGGUGGAUGGCAAGAAGCAGCCCUCCUAUAUAAGAGCGCCUCCCAAGGACUCGACGGAUGAUGACUGUGACUCGGGGGUAGAAGAUGACAAUUGGCAGCGACAACGCGAUGCUGCUAACAACUGAAUGCUUUACAGAUGCCUGCUCCACAGAGCCUGUUAGCACUACCCUCUGGCAUAGCUAUAAGCUCCCCUUUCGUAAUCGGCCCUGAGCCAUAUAGGGUUAAACAAUGUUCUCUUCCACCACAGGUGUUGUUUUUCAAGUGUCAUUACAAUGUAAACAAUUCACAAGCAGUACUUUAUUCUUAUCAGAGAAAAAAGGCACGAUCUAUGCAUUGUUCAUUUGUUUUCAAAAUAUGUCACUGCAUUACCAAAAAUUACAUUGCUAUAUCAUUAGUGUCCUACUGUUCCAAUUAUGAGUACUAAACAAGCAUUGGACUGAAUAUACUUAGCAAUGAUGGCAUACAGUGGUGAAAAUUACUUUGUAAUUAAGGUACUUUAUUUCAUCACCCCUACUCAAGUCCGUAGAGACAUCAUCUAGCCACAAUGGCCUAUGUGAAGCUUUGUUAUGGUCUAGGUACGUCUCGGUCCCUUUAAUGUAGAGCAGAAUAUUUUUGCACUAGAGUGCAGGUUAAGAUAUGUAUCCAUGCCACAGCAAGCAGCGUUGUAAAAUAAUAUUAUUUUAAAAUAUUUUCACUGUUUUUCUUUUAAACUUAAUGUGUUCAGAAUAUUUUCUUCUGUAUCCAGGGUUUCAUAAAUAUCUGUAUACCUGGAUUUUCAGAACUGUUGGACUAUUGUUUAUUUUUUGACUUUUGGUCAUCCAAUGCUCUGUAGGUCUCCAAAAGGUGCAUUGUAAAUUGGGACUUGUCAGUUUUAAAUAUAUUCAAAUGAAAUUGGUUUUGAUGUCCACAUGUUUUCUUUGCAGCCUCAAUUGCGGCUGUGUACUUUGUGUUAGUAAUACCGAUAAAAACGUGUGCCACAUGCAAUCCCACCCAAUAAGAACCUUGAAAAAGUAGGCAACAAAAAUACUUUAAGAAUUAUAUUUAGAGGCACAGUUCCGCCAGGGUUGUAUUAAAAAAAAAUACAAAGCCUUUUCCCCACAUUCUUUUCCUUUAGUGAUAUUGUACAAUUGUACACGAUGUGAAAAUAUGGACAGUUGAAAGAAAUGCCUUUUUUCUGCACACAUUUAAUUUGAUUGACAUUUGUGUUGAAAAUACGUGGCUAUUUAGUCCAGACAUUUGUUUUGAAAUGUUGCAUUUUUUUUUACACCAGUAAUUCCCAUCUUCUUAAGUGGACUGUGCAAACCAGAGUAAUUAUGUACACUGACCUUUUCUCCGCAAGCAUUGUCUUGUUUUGUCAAAACAGAUGAUUAAAUGUAAAAUAAGAGUGGUGCUUCCGGACAUUAAGGAACCCACAGUUUGUCACAAUUUACCUAAAUGGGUAGCUUGGGUGUUGAGUCGGUAAGCUUGGUAGGGUGAUGGUUUCCCGUGGGUAAAAAUCAAGAACCACAUUCACCAAAAAAAUGUUGAGAUAAAAAUGUCAGAACAAAAAUGCAAUCCGAAAUAAAAUGUCAGUAAUUUUAUAAUAGGUGCAUUUAGCGGGUUACAAUAUCAAAGAUGUUAGUAACAGGGAGUGUAUGCUUUUAAUAUUCAAUUUUCAAAUUGGUUGUUAAUCUAAACGAGGUUGUACCGAUGGUCUAGGUGAUGUUUGUAAAAAGAAACCUAUCAAAACAUUUGUACGUUUGACGGAUUUGCAUGCACACUGCAUCAUCGUGGUUUCCAAUGCUGUAAGUUGAGAGCAGGUGUGGGAUACUCGUAAUGAGACUGCAAUUUCAGACGAUGGAGGAGGCGUUUCGGCUGCGCAAACUUUGUUCAGUCGUGAGACCUCGAUUUGAAAGUUUUCUCACGGUGCCAGGACAAUCGUGUGGAAGCAUUCAAAUAUCGCGUUCUACGCAAGUGCUGCAGUGAUUGUAACCACGAUUGGUUUUCAGCUCACUUGGUAGGCAUUUUAUGAAUAGUACUUUUAUUACACAAAAGUGACCCAACAAAUGUAAAACGUUUAGUGUUGCACUAGCGAGGAGUGUGUUUGAAGUUACAGUCGCUGUUCUGUUUCAAAUUAACCAAUACUUUUUCCCAAAGGUCAUCUCUGUACUUUAACGUGUACAUGCAAAACCACAGGUUUAUUGUGUAACUUAUAUUUUACCCCCAUUGUGAAGGUGGUUUUAAUUCUUACUGUUGGAGCCUGUCAUGAGUAGUAUGGCAACUAAAAGGUUUUUCUGAGUGAAAGUAUUUCAUUCAAUUUGUAUGUAGCUGGACAAAUGGUUUGAUUUUGGUGAAUUCAGUGUUAUACACAUGCAUCUCUUUAAAAAUAAAAAGCUGUGCAUGUAAAGCUCAUGUAUAAUGCUUUUUGUACUGUAAAAAGGUGCAAUAAAAUUUAGCUGGUUUAAUAUUGAA